This is a messenger RNA of Ornithodoros turicata, 1310 nucleotides long. RefSeq names its product sentrin-specific protease 1-like. Gene Ontology annotation, molecular function: deSUMOylase activity. Bases 55 to 1218 code for a protein of 387 amino acids. Lineage: Eukaryota; Metazoa; Arthropoda; Arachnida; Ixodida; Argasidae. Gene Ontology annotation, cellular component: nucleus. The record is from RefSeq and is a predicted model, not a curated record. The transcript has 2 exons. Gene Ontology annotation, biological process: proteolysis; protein desumoylation.
GCAAGGUGCGGGUGCCGACACCAGAGAAAACAGAAACUCUUGCAAUUUGCUUCCAUGUGUCGCCACAGAGGGCCGCCAAAACUGGCAGAGGACAUUAUGUGGCACGCGCGCACGCGUUUCUUAAAGUGUAAGGCCGAUUGGAAGAAGAAGAGCACGUUUUCCAGGUUCUUCGCUACGGUACUCGCCUUGUAUUGUGUUUCUUCUCAUCGUGCUUAUUACAGCGCAAAUCAUUUGAGUGAAAGGAGCCCUCUAUUGACUGCAGAAAUGUUCAAAGACUUUGCCAUCAUCUUGAGUGCCAAAUCUCGAUGCUGCUGUCGUGUCGAUUCUUGGAACUUCGAGGCCUGUCUCGACGCUCACGGAACUUUUGCGAAAGCUCUACCUUCCAUCCUGGAGAAGCCGACCACAGGAAGGCAGAUGGCAGACCUUCUUCCACUAAUGAAUGACUGCAGUGCCGCCUUACAACAAUUGGAAAACACCUGCCCAAAGUUUCGGUACCGCAAAAGCACAAAGAGACCGGCUUCUCGCAGUGAAAACAGAGACGACGAGGACGGCGAGUACGACUUAAUGAGGAAGCACGUAAAGUACGUGUUGCUAAAGGAAAAAGCAGGCCGCCCCUUAAGCAAAAAGGCAGGCUACAACGUAACAGUCGAGGACAUCCACAGUGUUCUGAGACGCAACUGGUUGAACGAUGUCGUGAUCGACGUAUACAUGCAGCUCAUCACUGAAAAGGCUGAAGAGAAGGAAGGAUUCAAUAGCAUUCACGCACUCACUACACACUUUUUCAGUGUGCUCCGCACCAGGGGCUACGAGCCGAUCGAGAAAUGGACACAGAACGUGGACCUAUUCUCAUACAGGCUCGUUUUGGUGCCUGUUCACGAUGUCGACCACUGGUCCCUAGCAGUGUUGAACAUCGAGACGAAACAGAUAGACUUUUACGACUCGUUGGGGCGCAGAAACGAGGACUGCUGCCAAAUACUCAUGGACUUCUUACGGCGGGAGCACCGGCUCAGGGCAGGUCGAAAACUUCUACCCGACACGUGGGACUAUAACUUCGUACAAGACAUCCCCAUGCAGACCAAUACAUAUGACUGUGGCGCCUUUGUGUGCCUCUAUGCAGAGUGCCUAGGAAGGCGAGUCCCAUUUGAAUUCUCGAGCAAAGACCUGCCCAAGUUGCGCUACCGCAUUGCAUACGAGAUUCUGGAGGGCAGCUUGCUUUGAACUAUCGUUUCCAUGCCAGUGCGCCCAACAAGAGGUCCUCCAGAUACAAGUUGUCGAAAGACAACUCAUUAUUUCCAAAUAUAAUGUCUAUG